UGGUGAACGGUAGUGUGGUGUGGUGUGCCACUCUCAUCCCACUCACCAACCAGCAUCCCCACCAGCCUCUCAGUCCCAUUAAUCUGUGUGUGUGUCUGCAUCGUUGCUAACUGUGUAAUUCAUACUUAUCUCGUAUACCCCCCUUAUAUAUAUUGCCAUUAACCUCCCCCCCAAAAAUAUUCCCCAUGCGUCUCUCUCAAAAAGUUUGCCUUAAACACUUUGAUAACUCCUUAACCAUGAAUGGCUGUAGAGUGCCAACUCGAGAACUCUAAAUAAUUCAUCACUAAUUAUUAUCGGCAACGUAGAAAAGCAACUAGCAAGGUUUCAACUACAGCAAAACUGGUUUCAAAAUCUCUAGAGUCGCAACAUCAAGAGUACGGUCUCCGGGAGGCGACUUUAACCUGGGAAACGACGUGGAGCGCUAUUGAGGGAGGAGCAGCCAUGCGUCUCCUGCUGGGGAGUCUGGCAGUGAUGGUAGCCGCAACCAGUCCAGCGCGAGGCGACACUCUCCCCAGUUUGUUUUUGUCGUCGUCAGGGUUCUCCUACAAGACAUCGUCUUUCCACUCUACGUUCCGACAGCACCCGGCGCCGCUGGUGAUGAAGACGGCUCGCUUCGUGGUCGUUUCUGAGGGCCAGUACGACCAUGACCACCACACCCAUGGUCGGGAGGACCAUGGUCGAGAGGACCAUGCUCCAAGGGAACCACAUUUCGCUACAGGAAACACCUCUGCACAGGUGUUUCUGGGCAACACUGUCACCCUCGACUGUACGAUCCACGACAUGACAAACGAAUCGGUGUCUUGGAUGCGACGUGUGGAUGACAUGCUGGAGCUUAUCACCUGGGAUAGUCACACCUACGCCAAGGAUGACAGGUACUCGCUGGUGCGGGAGUCCGGAGACAGAUGGCACCGCUGGCAGCUGGUGAUACGACGGACGCGCAUCGAGGACCAAGGCCAGUAUAGGUGCCAGGUGGCCACCCAGCCUCCCAUGGUGUUGGUGGUGACCCUCAACGUCACAGAGCCAGUGGCGAGGGUGGUGGACGAGAGAGGAACCAAGGUGUUGGAGAAACACUACAACAGUGGCAGUAUGAUAGAACUCAAGUGUGUCAUCGAGAAAGUCCCUUUUCCCCAUGGUCCCGUCACGUGGAGACGCGAUGCCACCACACUCACCUACAACACAUCUAGGGGAGGUAUCAGCGUGAAGGGCGACGCCGCGGCCGGUUACAUUAGGAGUCGCCUCUAUGUAGCCGAUGCCACCCCCAGCGACUCCGGUGUCUACUCCUGCUGCUACAGCAACUUCACCAGGGAUACUGUUACCGUCCAUGUCAUAGCAGGCGAGAACUCAGCAGCCAUGCAACACGACGCUCUUCCAGGCUCCACCUCCUCCAGCAGAGCACCUCUACCACCCACCUACCUCCCUUACUUAAGUUACGUAGCUCUUCUACCCUCCGUCUGCCUCGCCGUCGGGGUCUUAACCCCGCAAGUUACACGUCGAGAGCUACCUUACACUUGGAUCACCUUCUGCAGCAUAAUCACCAUUGGGCUCUUCAGAGAGGCAGUGUGUUUCCUCACUUCACAAUCUUGCCAUGAAGAUCCGUGGAUUCUGACAUGCAGUAGUGAACAUAGAAGCUGAUAGUAACAUAUUCCUCAAUCUGUUAUGCUCCAUAUUAUCAUCUCAGUAUUUUUUUAAACGCAUGGUAAGGAAAAACAUAUAUUUUAAACGAAUUUACGUUUUCCUGAGUUAUAUGGCAGUUUGUCAUGACUUUUAUUGCUCGGGUGUUUUGUAAACACAAACAUCUGAGAGGGUGUUAGAGACGCUGUGGUCAGUGUAUGCUUAUUUAACGUCGUGUUUUUCCUGGUGAUGCUGCGAACGUAGGAAUACUAAGGAAAAAUGUUUGAAUUUCUUUGCCGAGAUGGUUUAGGGAAUCUUAUUGCUCAAGAAUAUAUCAGUAUAUAAAAAACAAAAAACAAAAAACAAAUGUCUAGUCUAGGAAAACCAAUGACAUUCAUGUAAAGAGCUUAAACACAGAUUUUUCAAACAUCUCUAAUGAAAGCAUCGUGGCUUAUUUUAUUGUUUGUAUAC
Molecule: messenger RNA, 2082 nt
Organism: Cherax quadricarinatus
Lineage: Eukaryota; Metazoa; Arthropoda; Malacostraca; Decapoda; Parastacidae
Product: basement membrane-specific heparan sulfate proteoglycan core protein
Biological process (GO): synapse organization
Cellular component (GO): neuron projection membrane
Source: RefSeq, a predicted model, not a curated record